UUAUAGAUGUGAACCACUGGCACCCAGUAAGACUCUCCGUUUUGUUUUUUUUUUUUAAGCCUCUGGCUUCUGGUGCCUUUAUGUAAAACUUUGAAGUUACUUCCUUUGGGUCCUGUAGAAUUUUGUUGAAGAUUUUAAAGCUCAAAUAAUGCUGUAUUACAACUAGAUUAUUUUAUCUGUCCUCUUACAGGACAGAUUUUAAAAAAGCCUGGGCCACAUUUUGAAAUUCAUCAGGAGAGUGCCACAGGUUAGAGCAUAGGUUAAUGGAUCAAGCUAUUGUAUCAGUCUUCACACAGCAAUCUCAGCUGGAGGAAGAGGUCACUUUUGACUUGGAUUGGAGCUUGAAAAGGAGGAAGAACAAUGGUCUCUGCCCUGUGGAAGGUCCAGAUGUGAUGGAAAUGCAUCCAGAGCCUGACAAGCCCUAGAAAACAAACAAAUCCCAAGUGACAGCAGCAUGGAUGUGUCCCAGGCCUUCCCACUGGAGCCCCUUCACGAGCCUGCAGGUGUCCCGUUGGAGACCGCACCUUGCCCUGGAAGCUUGGCUGAGAGCUUCCUGCAGGAGGAGCUUCGGCUCAAUGCACAGCUGAAGCAGCUGCAGUUUUCUGAGCCUGUGGGCAUCAUCUACAAUCCAGUGGAUUAUGCGUGGGAGCCCCAUCGAAACUAUGUGACUCGCUACUGCCAGAACCCCAAGGAAAUACUCUUCCUGGGCAUGAACCCGGGCCCUUUCGGCAUGGCCCAGACUGGGGUACCCUUUGGGGAAGUAAAUGUGGUCCGGGAUUGGUUGGGCAUUGGGGGGACUGUGUUGACCCCUCCUCAAGAACACCCAAAGCGACCAGUGCUGGGACUGGAGUGUCCCCAGUCAGAGGUGAGCGGUGCCCGAUUCUGGGGAUUUUUCCAGAACCUCUGUGUACAGCCUGAAGUCUUCUUCCACCACUGCUUUGUCCACAAUCUGUGUCCACUGCUCUUCCUGGCUCCCAGCGGCCGGAACCUCACUCCAGCUGAGCUGCCGGCCAAGCAACGGGAGCAGCUCCUCAGCCUCUGUGACGCAGCCCUCUGCCGGCAGGUGCAGCUGCUGAGGGUGCGGCUGGUGGUAGGAGUGGGGCGGCUGGCAGAACAGCGGGCACGGCGGGCUCUGGCAGGCCUGAUGCCGGAGGUCCGGGUGGAAGGGCUCUUGCACCCCUCUCCCAGAAGUCCCCAGGCCAACAAGGGCUGGGAGGCAGCAGCCAAGGAAAGACUCAGUGAUCUGGGGCUGCUGCCCCUGCUCACUAAGUGAGCACCCCUGGGGUGUGCCAUGGGCCACGCUCAAGGCCAAUAAGCCAGUUUUGCAUGGGUAGAGGAGCACACACCUGUACCAGAGCAACAAGGGCUCUUUGUGGCCAGGAGACUUGUUCUUUGGUCUCUCUCACUGUCCUCUGACAUGCCAAGGCAAUGUCUAAUGGCCUGGUAGGUAGUGGACAUCACUCCUGCUGGCCUUGCUCUGAGCAUUGCCCUGCAUCUUCCAGUGGCUGAUCUCUGGUGCAACAGUACAGGUGGGCCUUGUGCACACUGCCCUACCUCCUUGCUCCCUUUGAAGCCUCUACACAACUCAGAGUCCUAGACAGGGACUUCCAAGGCCAUACUUGCUGUUUCAGAGGAAAAACCUUUUCAUGGUUUUUAUUUUGUUUGUUUUGUAUGUGUGUGUGUAUGCACAAGUUCUUGGGCUUGA
This is a messenger RNA of Perognathus longimembris pacificus (Pacific pocket mouse), 1705 nucleotides long. It is a transcript of the gene Smug1, whose product is annotated as single-strand-selective monofunctional uracil-DNA glycosylase 1. The transcript has 5 exons. Lineage: Eukaryota; Metazoa; Chordata; Mammalia; Rodentia; Heteromyidae. Bases 455 to 1273 code for a protein of 272 amino acids. The record is from RefSeq and is a predicted model, not a curated record. Gene Ontology annotation, biological process: base-excision repair. Gene Ontology annotation, molecular function: oxidized pyrimidine nucleobase lesion DNA N-glycosylase activity; single-strand selective uracil DNA N-glycosylase activity.